AUGUGUCCUCAGAAGAUGCGCUCACCUUCGUCGUGUCGUAGGAGUGGUCAAACACAAAAACAUUGUAACGAUUUAGCAAUUUUGGCUCUUGUCGCUGCCGUCGCUGCAGCCCCUCAGAGCAACCCUGAAGAGAUUCAGAUCCUUCGUUAUGAGAGCGACAACGAUGGGUUGGGCACUUACCAUUUUGCUUACGAACAAAGCGAUCACUCAGCACGUGAAGAACAGGGGGAGUUAAAGAAUUUCGGUGGUGAAGAAGAGGAGGCAGUCGUGAUGCGUGGCUCAUACACUUGGUUAGGUCCUGACGGUGUCAAUUACACAGUUAACUACGUCGCUGAUGAAAACGGUUUCCAGCCCACAAUUGAUCAAGGACCCGGAGGUGCCGUCCCAGCGGGAGUAGUAGCAUCCCUCCUUGGUUGA
This is a messenger RNA of Diatraea saccharalis (sugarcane borer), 417 nucleotides long. Lineage: Eukaryota; Metazoa; Arthropoda; Insecta; Lepidoptera; Crambidae. The record is from the annotation of a GenBank genome assembly.